Molecule: messenger RNA, 1536 nt
Organism: Puccinia graminis f. sp. tritici CRL 75-36-700-3
Lineage: Eukaryota; Fungi; Basidiomycota; Pucciniomycetes; Pucciniales; Pucciniaceae
Exons: 2
Coding region: 160-1536 (458 amino acids)
Source: RefSeq, a predicted model, not a curated record
UUCCGAGCCACUCUCUUGAUCUUGACAUCAACCACAACCAAGAACUUUGCCAUCACCUGAAACCUGAUCCUCCGCCACCUCUUCGAUCAUCAUCAUUUGCCACAAGCUAGAAGUUUUCCAUUGCUGUUGGGCUGCAUUGACUUGCUUGGAUCCUAGGAGAUGAACCAAUCAUCUAUGCUACCUCCAUCAGGCCUCCAGCAUCCCGAACUUGGAACUGCACCACCCAAGAGAAAGCGCAGGACCAAAGCUGAGAUGGCGGAAUAUCGAGACGACUUAAUGGCCAGGCAGAGGGACAGGAACGCAAGUGCCAAGCGGCAGAGAAUCAAACAAAAAUCCCUACGGGUAGCGAGUGGCUCUCAAUCUCAGCAGGCCCAACCCUCCACCUCCCGAUCCCAACCGGCUGCUUCCAGGUCAACAAACUCCCACAAUUCCCAAGGUGGAUGCCCUCUGUUUCAGUACUCGGACUACGGUCUUGUAUGUACUUAUCUUGAGAACCCAAGAAACUUCACUGAAAUCCACGGAGAUGGAUCUCAAACCCAUGUUGGUCCUAAAUGUAUCACCAAGGGGGCCGCUUACGAACGCUUUGCGAUAUACAUGAACGAUAGCAGUCACAGUGGCCUUAAUUUGGAUGGGAAGCUCCUUCGUCAACGACUGGUGGCCUACAAGAAGAAGUUCUCUGAUGCAAAGAAAAAAUCAAAUUCGACUGGGGAAGGUACUCAGGAGGGCGAUGAGUUGAGAUCAUACAAGGAUCAAUUGGAAGAAGAGUGCCCUUACUACUCUAGAAUGGAUGCAAUUUUUGGAAAGAAGGCAAAUUACACCCCUGCCGGUCUUUUCGAGUCUGAGCAAGGCACCAGUCUAUACUCUCAAAUACGCCCCGAAAUCGAUCCAAGCCUUGAUGUAGCGCACGCCUCACAGGAAGGAAAUCUUGAUCACGAAUUGGAACCAGAUGACAACAAUGAGCUGCCUUCCCUCCAUGAAAUCUUCCCCACAAGCUCUCAAGAAACUUUUUUGACUGGACUAGUUAGCCCAACACAAUCAGUUCCGCACGGUACCUUCACUCAGGGCUCAGCGAGUACCACCACUGCCAUCCAUCAACCCCGACGCACCAUGGAAUCAAUUAUGGGUGACCUUCAAGUCAACAUCGCACAAGAAGAUGCUGCAGAUUUCGAUGAUACCAACAACGUAGGUGUCGAAUUACCUUCUACCCCUGCUUUGGGCUCAGCCUCUCGUGGACGGUUCGUGAAUUUGCCCGGUGUUGACCGAUCUAUCCCAGCUCCAAGGAGGGAUAUCACCAACCAAAAGUCCAAACCUACAGUUGCUGGGGCCUUUGAAUCUUUGUCUGAACGCAAAUUUGCCUACCUCGACAAGCACAUGAGCUUAGAGGAGAGAAGGUUUAAUUGGGAGAAGGAGAAGUAUAAUAAGGAAAAAGGAGCGUCUUCCAAUCAGGAAGAAGCCAAAAUGAAAGCUGCCAAAAAAUGGAUCAAUCAGGGAAAGUCCGCUGUUGAUGUUCAAAUACUCAUUGACAGUCUUUUCUAG